Trachemys scripta elegans is the source of this 5113-nucleotide messenger RNA. Its product is annotated as testis-expressed protein 2-like. The record is from RefSeq and is a predicted model, not a curated record. The transcript is spliced from 12 exons. Gene Ontology annotation, cellular component: endoplasmic reticulum. Gene Ontology annotation, molecular function: lipid binding. Bases 566 to 3691 code for a protein of 1041 amino acids. NCBI's taxonomy places the organism in Eukaryota, Metazoa, Chordata, Testudines, Emydidae.
GGGUUCAUUGUUCAGAGCCCUUCUGCCACCCCUGCAGCUCAGGGCUGAUCGUUUGGCAACGUGACAAGGGGGGGGGGGAUCUCCAAGCCUCUAGCUGCUCAAAGCACCAGCCCUGCCAACGCCGCAGCAGCGGGGCUGACCAUGAGCCGGUGCCCGGGCCGCCGGGCUGCUCCCCGCCAGCCAGCCGCGCUCCCUCUCCGGCGCGCCUCGGAGCCGGCGGCGGUGCGAGCGGGCGGUGCGGGGCGCUGCUCCCGGGGAGCCCCGCGCUAAGCGCCGCCACGCACCGAGCGGGCCCCGGCUCCCGCCGCCGCAGAGGAGCCGGGACUCUGGGAGCCCAGUUCAGCCCAUAGGGACCGUGCCAGGCAGGCCGCCGCUUGCAGCAGCACCGCCCAGGCGCCGGGGGCUGCAGCGGCGUGGGCCCCUGUCUCGCGUGGGCGGAUCGCAGCGGCGGGGCCAUGCCCGGGCGCUUCUCCAGCUGAAGGAUCCCGGGGGGCCCGACAGCCCCGCCCGCCGCCCCGCUUCCCCGGCUCCCAGGCAGAACCAAACACUAGCAGUGAUGUGAACAAUGGCUGGUCACGCCAAAGCGACCCUGGAGCCAGCGGGCUCUUCUCCUGCCUCCUUUUCUCCCCCAGGCUCGCCUCAGCAAAGAGACCCGACGGUCAGUUCCCAAGAGAUAACCAGCCAGUUCGCCAGCGCCAGGAGCAAAGAGGACUGGGAGAACCUGGACGGGAGUGAGUUGAUUUUCACCUUGGAUAAGGAUGAAGAGGAAGGAGCUGCCAAUUUGCCUGAGAACUCUGUUCUGUAUGUGGACACUGGGCAGUGUGAAGGCCAACCUGGAUCUUCGUUCCAUAGGCCAUUCCCUCCGGCUUCUCCUCCAGAGCUGGGCUUCCUGAUUGACAUCCCCUUCUAUCACCUGCCUGGCUUCUCUCCACCGAGCUCCAGUGCCCCCCCAAAUCUGCAGGGCUCCCCGGGCCCCAAGCCCCUCAUUAACUUAGUGAAGUCCCUGUCGACCGAGAUACAAGCCAAGGAGAGCUGCCCUCUCAAGCCCCAGCCCUUGCUGAACUUGGUCAAGUCCAUUUCGACGGAGAUCUCCCACCUGGAGCCUGAGGUGACGCAGUCCAAAUCAGACUCGAAGCUCAAUGUGCAUCUGUGGAGGCAGAUCACCCAUCCCAAGAGCAGAGAUGGGGACUCCAGGACAGCCCCCUCCUCCCCCAAUAUCUCCCCUUCGGAGAGCAAAGGCAGCUUCUUCAGGGUGCAGGAGGCCAAGUUCGAGGACACGAAGAGGAGGUUCUCCGAGGCCAUGCAGGAACCUCUCAGCAGACUCAGCAAAAUCAUCGGGGACGAGAACAGCGUCUCGGCCAAGUAUAAACUGCCCCACUCUGGUGCUUACGUCCAUGACUCCCUGUCCAGCCACAGCGGGGACUGCACUAGUGCGGACGUCAAGGCUGCUAGGCCCAGUCCCGGGAAAGCGGAGAGCGACCGGCCGGGAGAGCACAUGUGCAAAGCGAUCCGGAGGACCCAGGCGAAGGACAGAUUCCCCUUGGAGCACAAGUGGGGGCCCGCCUUGAACUGCAGGUACGAGAUCUGCUCCUGUGGAGACGUAAUCCAGGUGGUGGAAAUGGAGCAGAGCGAGAACGGCCCGGAGGAGGCGCAGCUGCGGCAGCCCCUGGACGAGCUCCUCCCAGCCCAGCCUGGCAGCCCGGUGCCAUGCAAAACCCUCGCCUGCGUCGCCAUCUUGGCUUACAAUUACUUCAUCCUGCCUCUGCCCCCUUACCUCUCGGGCCUCUGUUUGGGACUGGCCUGCGGGUUCGUACUAGGCUUCCUGGUCAUCCUGCUGUUCGUGCCAAAGCCUUCCCUGGCUCCCCGGCAGGGACGGUACCCACAGGACAAGCUGCACUCGGAGCUGCUAACGAGGAAGCCACGGGAACCAGACGUCCUCAAGAGCUGGAUGAACGAGAUGUAUUUCUACGACCCGGAGACCUACCACCCGUCGCUCACUCACUCGGUGUUUGUGACGCUGGAAGGCUCCGCCAUGAAGCUCUCCUACCCUAAGAACAACGUCCCGCGCCGAGCCACCUUCGAAGAAGAAACCCUCGACGUGGCCUUUGUCAGCCAUCGGCACUACGACAUGAGCAACGCCCAGGUCUUUCUCUUCCCACCGGGCCUGGCCCGAAAGAGGAUGUGGAACAAGAAAUAUCCCAUCUGCAUUCUGUUCCCAGACCAAGAGGACCAGAAUUUCAGAAGCUCAAAUGAGCAUGACAUGGACCUCUCAAGAGAUGAAAGCCUGAAAAUGUCUUGGACACCAGGCCAGGACGUCCCCCUGAAGCCUCCAGGGGACCUCCGGGAAAGGACUCUCUACCUCUUUGGAAGGACAGGAAGGGACAAAGAAGAGUGGUUCCAACAUCUCACGACAGCCUCCCUAGGGGACUGUCAUGAGGUGCAGAGUGCCAGCUGGAGUGAAGGCAAAUUUGGAUUCGGUCCGAACCAGCUCUCCAGCCCUUCAGGAAAGGGCAUCAACAACAGCGGCAGCAGCCGGGGAAGCACGGAAGACAUCCCUUCGUUGUUGAGACCCAAGGAUCUAGCUGGCACCGUCCGGCAGAAGAUUCUUCUGGAUUACAGCACCUACAUGUCCCGGUUUGUCCAGCCAGAAACGGGCACCAGCCCCCUCCAGAGCCCCUGUCACAGCGCCAGGGGCAGCCCAACCUCGCAAAAGUUCCUCAGGGACAUGAAUGGCAGCAGUGAAUUGUCCAUGGCUUGGAUGAAUGCACUGGUUGGGCGAAUCUUCUGGGACUUCCUGAGGGAGAAAUAUUGGAUGGACCAAGUGUCAAACAAGAUCCAGAAGAAGUUAAGCAAAAUCAAGCUGCCGUACUUUAUGAACGAGCUCACGCUCAACGAGCUGGACAUGGGGACAUCCAUCCCCCUCGUUCUCAGUGCCUCCAGUCUGAUCAUCGAUAACCGAGGGCUUUGGGUGGACGUGGAAGUCAUCUACAACGGCGCCCUACAGAUGACACUGGAGACGAAGAUGAACUUGUGCAAGCUGGGGAAAGAGGCACUGGCGGAGGAGAGUGGGCACGCGGCUGCUGGUGGGGAAGGGGCGAAGCCUCGGGGGAUCCUGCUGGCAGACAGUGAUGCAGAAUCCUCCAGCGCCGGCUCCUCUGACGAGGAAGACGUCCUUGCAGCAGAGUCUUCUGGAGCCCUGGGAGAGAGGAUCGUCCCCUCUCCUGCUGAAGGCCACGGUGGCGGCAACAGCACCAGCCGCAAGAUCCUGCGCUUCGUGGAUAAGAUCGCCAAGUCCAAGUACUUCCAGAAGGCCACUGAAAACGAAUUCAUCAAGAAGAAGAUCGAGGAGGUGUCCAACACGCCGCUGCUGCUGACUGUGGAAGUCCAGGAGCUGGCCGGGACCUUGGCUGUGAAUAUUCCUCCACCCCCGACAGACCGAAUCUGGUACAGCUUCCGAAUCCCUCCCCAGCUGGAGCUGAAAGUCCACCCAAAGCUGGGCGAGCGGGAAGUCACCUUCAUCCACGUCACGGAAUGGAUUGAGAGGAAGCUGCAGCAUGAAUUCCAGAAAAUUUUAGUGAUGCCAAACAUGGAUGAUCUCAUCAUUCCCAUCAUGCACUCCGGCUUGGACCCCCAGCCCCCCAUGGAGGGGUCCUUCAAGGACCUUCCAGCGGAUAGUGAGAAGUGGCUCUGAAAAGUGACCCACUGGCUGGGUCAAGACACUUGGCAGAACUCUGGAGGAUUUGCGGAGAUGCCCAGCUAACCGGGGCCUGGCCACCAGUCACCACACAGGAGCCAAGACACUGAUCUGAAAUCGCCGGGUUCAUCUCUCCACCUCAUCGUCAGCAUCCCCCAGCCCAGCAAAGGAGCCUCCUCUUCAAAUAUGGUACAGCACAGUAAGGACAGAAACAUACACCCCCGGGGGGGGAGCAAGUUGGAGUCACCCAAGCAUACAAAACUCCAGGUAGCUCAUCCAUCACCACCAGGUUCCUCUGGAUUAACACAACUCCCUUGUGGCCAGGUGGGCAUCUUCUGUGCCAGCCGGGGCAGGAACUUGCUCAGCACUGUCUGCUUUACAAAGGGGGGUGCAAGAAACCCCAGGGACGGGGGAAGCCUGAGGUCCGAGGAGUGUUAAUCAGACGUUGUGAUCAGAAACGGUCCACGCUUAUUGCAUCAGCACCGGACAUCCUUUAAACAGGCAGCCGGGUCUGCCAGGAAAACUGCAGGCAGGAAAUGAACUGAAACACACACACAAAAACCCAUAACCCCCAUUGCCCCUACAAGUGUUUUAUUGUACUCUGAGUCUCACCUCCACGCAGCAGGCAGAGAGAGAGAGAGAGUGUGUGUGUGUGUGUGUGUCUGUCUGUCUGUGACAGGCUGCUUUGUAUCUGUGUCUGGACACAUAACAGUGAUGUUACCUGGCUCUGACAGCCCCCAGCCCAGGGGAGGGGAGGACCAUGUGCCCCUCAGUCUGGGGAGGAGCGUGUGGGAGGUACAGGCAGGGAUGCACAGCCCUGCUCCUGGCCAGGCAAUGGCUGUCACAGGGGGUUAGUUGAAGGGGGAGAGUGGGGAAAGCGGCCAUUUGAUGGUAACCAGGCAGCAGCAGUGUGGGGAGGGACUGAAACAGUCACAUGUCAAAAUCCACCGACUGUUCCGUCAGGCGAAGUUGGGGCAGAGGGUAGGGACGUGGGGGUGAAUCCCCCAGUACCUAAGAGGCGGGGAGCCUGGGGGGGAGCGCUCAGUAUGUCAGGGAAGGGAGCGGAGGGGAAGUCCCAUGAGCCUCAGAGAGAGAGCGAGAGCGGCUUGUAGACAAAAAGAGAGGCAGCAUUGUCAGCUGCCCAGGUUCAGCCCAUCCUGAGCUCAUGCCCUCAGCCCAGGCAGUGCACCCUGCGCCUGGGGAAAGCGGAGGCCAUGGGAAUGCCUGGGCACGAGGCCCCGUGCAGGUCAGGGCUCGUGGCAGCACCUCUAAUAGGUCAAAAGCAGGGGAGGAGACAGCAACAGCCCUCUUCUCCCAUCCCAGGCCCAGGGGAGCCUUCAAAUGGAGGACUGGAGUGAGCCAGCCUCACUGGGGAUCAGGAAGCCGGUGGAGCGGAGGUCGGAGGGAGAUCGAGUGGUG